AGGAGCCGUAGCUGUUAGGUAACAGUAUUGGAAUGGUCACAUGGCCGCAUGGCUCUUCUGUGAUGUCCACACUGCGGCUGUUACUCCUGUUAUAGAGGGUUUACCUGCUAAUAAUUGAAGUAAAUUAUGCGUCAAAGUAAGAGGAAGCGUGUGACGUCUUCGGCUGGAGAUAAAAAGGAUCAAGAGGGUGAUCCAGGGGCAGGACAAGGGGCAAAGAAAGAUGUGAGGACUCGGAAGAAAGUUACUGCACCAUCCAGCUCUACGGACAAUCAGAAGGAAGAAUAUCCCUGCUGGCUGAUGAAGUCCGAGCCUGAGAGCAGGAUGGAGAAGGGCAUGGACAUGAAGUUUGGGAUAGAAGAUCUGAAAGUGCAACCCGACCAGACGGCAUGCUGGGACGGAGUCCGGAAUUACCAGGCGAGGAACUUCAUGAGAGCAAUGAAGAACGGGCAGCAGGCUUUCUUCUACCACAGCAACUGUAAGGAGCCUGGGAUCGCUGGGAUUGUCAAGAUUGUGAAGGAAGCCUACCCAGACCAUACACAGUUUGACCAGAAUGCACAUUAUGACGCCUCCAGUCAGAAGGACAACCCUAAAUGGUCCAUGGUGGAUGUGCAGUUUGUCCGCAUGCUGAAUCGUUACAUUUCUCUGGCGGAACUCAAGGAACUGUACCAGAAGCACAAGAUCAAAAACGGACCCCUUCGAAACAUGGCGCUUUUCCACACGAGCAAGGCUGUCGUGCAGCCCCUCACACAAGAGGAAUUUGACUUUAUCCUGAGUCUGGAAGAGGAGAAGAUCACAGAGCAAGGGAGUGAGAGCUACAACUAAAUUACAGAUGUUGGGGGGGGGGGGGUUUUUGACCCUCUUGUUAGCUUUUAUAUUCCUGUUCUAGUUAAUUUGUUCUAUUCUUGUAUUAUUUCUUGUAUUAUUAUUUUUUUUACUUAGGACAUUUCAAAAGGAAUUAAUCACCAGGAAAUACUUCAUU
Molecule: messenger RNA, 979 nt
Organism: Bufo bufo (common toad)
Lineage: Eukaryota; Metazoa; Chordata; Amphibia; Anura; Bufonidae
Gene: THYN1
Product: thymocyte nuclear protein 1
Cellular component (GO): nucleus
Source: RefSeq, a predicted model, not a curated record